Anas platyrhynchos (mallard) is the source of this 3319-nucleotide messenger RNA. The record is from RefSeq and is a predicted model, not a curated record. NCBI's taxonomy places the organism in Eukaryota, Metazoa, Chordata, Aves, Anseriformes, Anatidae.
ACUUCAUCCUGGAACAUGAGUCAUCUCUUUUCUUCCUGAAUUUUUUAGUAAUGGGCGGUCGAGAAGUUUCUGCUGAUAGGAAUUCUUUCUCAUAGUACAUCAGCCAUUUCCAGAAUUAUUAGCAAGUUAACUUGAUUGACGUUAUAUUUUUGGAAGUUUUACAGAACGUGUGCUAAGAAAUGAAUCUCAGAGCAGUCCUGUUCUUAGCUCUUCCACAAUGUUUUUUAAUUUCAAAGUGGUUUACAGGUGAAGUUCCUAUCACCAUCAAUGUUGAUCCUUCAGUAGUAUGUGUUGGUGAGCAAGUGACUCUGUCCUGCCAGUUGACACACAGUCUCCCCUCCAACACAGGCUUGAUUUGGUACAAAAAGGAAAAGGAAAGGGAUACUCCACUGUGCUCUUCCCCCAGCCUGGGUGGGGUGGUGGAGCAGUACCAGGAUGAAGAAUGGUGCAGGAUUAAGGGGCGCUGGGAAAGAAGAUCACUUCUUCUGAUUAUCCAGCAAGUGCAAGUAACCGAUGAAGGGGAAUAUGUUUGUGCUGUGAGUGGCAGUGCUGGCUCACAAGAGGCUGUUACUCACCUUGAUGUUACAGCACUUGGAAAUAAGCCAACUUUGGAAAGGGAUCUGCAGGAGGAAGGCAUGUGUCGCUACACAUGUAAGUCAAAAGGAUGGAAUCCAAAGCCUGAAGUACUUUGGACAAACUAUGGAGGAGGCAAUAAAAACGUGGAGGCCGAGACCUAUGUAACAUGGAAUGAGAGAGAUCUUUUUGCAUUGCAAAGCAUCAUGACAGUGCCUUGUGAUGAUACAGAUGUGAAAUGCGUAGUCACACUCGUCAAAGAAAAGAUAAGCCGAACUGGCUCCCUGAAUGGAAUGAUUCUGAAAAAGCCAAACACUUGUAUGUACAAAAGCCAAAUGAGAGGUUCCUUUGUAAAGCCCAAAGCCAUGUGGGUUAAUCCCCAAGGAGAAGAUCUAUCUUCACUGGCCCAGACAAGCAUUCUACAGGAGAAGGACAGUGUUUUUGCAACAGAAAGUUCCAUUGAGAUACCCUGUGGACAACCAUCUCAUUCUUUCUUUACCACUAAUGUGGAAUCCAGUCUACACGUAGCUCAACAGUCAGAAAACUGUGACUGGUUCUGGAUUCUUUACUUCUUUUGCCUCCUCCUCCUUAUUUUAAUAGCAUUUGUACUACAGAUUUUCAAGUAUAUCAUCUGGAACCCAUUCAUUGAUACAAAGGAGCUGCAGGAGCAAGGCAGGGUGCAUAAGGAUGUGGAGAAGGGUGCUAGCUCUGCAGCUCCUCAGCAGGCAGUUCCAGACAGAAGGAAGAAGACUGUCCAUGCAGGAAAUACUGUGGAGGGCAACACCACGAGGGCCCUAGAAUCCAUGCGGGAGGAAGUGGAGAGCGUACUGAGUGAGAAGCUGGCUGUUUUGCAGAGCCAACUGAAAGUUUCACAGCAUGAAGCUCCACAUCUGGGUGAAUUGGCCAACAUCCAGACUUCCCUCCAGGCAAUCUCUGAAAAAAUGCAGUCUCUGUUGACAUCUUUCCAGAAUGUGGAGGCAUCUAGAAAGCAAGAUCUUGAGAUCCUCAGAGCAGAGAUGGAGGGACAAAUAAGUAAAGAUUUGGAGGCAGUCAAGAAGUCCUGGACUGAGGAGAAUCUGCUGGAGAUCGACAAUAAACUAGGAAGGACCAUGGACAGAAACACCGCAAGGGUGCUGGAAUCCAUGCAGGAGGAGGUGGAGAGGAUUCUGACGGAGAAGCUGGCUGUGUUGCAGAGCCAACUGGAAGUCUCACAGCAUGCAGCCCCACCUCCGGAGGAAGUGGCCAACAACCAGGCUUCCCUCCAGGCCAUCUCCGAAAAAAUGCAAUCUCUGAUCACAGUUUUGCAGAACGUGGAGGCAUCUAGAAAGCAAGACCUUGAGAUCCUCAGAGCAGAGAUGGAGGGCAAAAUAAGCAAUGAUUUGGAGGCAGCAAAGAGGUCGUGGUCUGAGGAGACCCUGCUGGAGAUCGACAAUAAACUAGGAAGGACCAUGGACAGAGAAACCAUGAGGUUUCUCGAAUCCAUGCGGGAGGAGUUGGAGAGAAUUCUGAUUGAGAAGAUGGCCGUGUUGCAGAGCCAACUGGAAGUCUCACAGCGUGCAGCCUCACCUCUGGAGGAACUGGCCAACACCCAGACUUCCCUCCAGGCAAUCUCUGAAAACAUGCAAUCUCUGAUCACAGUUUUGCAGAACGUGGAAGUAUCUAGAAAGCAAGACUUCGAGAUCCUCAGAGCAGAGAUGCAGGGUGGAAUAAGCAAAGAUUUGGAGGCAGAAAAGAGGUCCUGGUCUGAGGAGAAGCAGAUGGAGAUCAACAAGAAACGAGUUAACGCUCAGAGGAAGAAUGAGGAGCUGCAGGCACAAGGCAGAGCACAGGAGGAUGCGGAGAAGGAGUCCCUGAAGAAGGAGAAUGAAUUGCUGCGUGUACAACGGUACAAAGUUGAUGUCACCCUUGAUGCUGACACGGCUCAUCCGAGGCUGCAAGUGUCAGAAGAUGGGAAGAGUGUGAUUGACACUGGUGCAAUCAGAAGGGUGCCCAGCAAGAAGGAGAGAUUUGAUUCCCACGCUUUUGUGUUGGCAAAGGAAGCUUAUGCAUCUGGGAGACUCUACUGGGAAGUGGAUGUUGGAAAGAGGAGAAACUGGAUCUUGGGUGUUGCCCAGAAGACUGUGACACGCAAAGGAAAGGUUGUUCUGUCUCCUCAGAAUGGCUUCUGGGCCAUAGGGUUGGCAGAUGGGCAAGACUAUUGGGCUUACACGGAUCCUUGGACCCGUUUGACUGUGGGUGGUAGACCACAAAAGAUUGGGAUCUUCCUGGAUAUCUUAGCCAAGAAGCUGUUAUUUUACAAUGUCCACCAGAAAAAUGCUUUGUAUAUUUUUUCCUUUGAUAAUGACUGCAGCCAGGAAGUGAAGCUCUUUCCUUUCUUCUCAACAGGUUCUGCUGCAACAAAGGUUGACACUGAGCCUCUACAAAUAGCACAGGGGUUUGAUGAUGAUGAUAAGUGAAGGGACAAAGUGAGAAUAUACAGCUAAUGUAUGGCUGAAAUCCAGGGCCAUAGGUCCGACUACACUGUAUUUAACCCCGUGCUUUUUGCCUCCAAAUUAAAACCAAACAGCUAAUUCAUAAAAGAUGCUUUUACCACUACUUUCUAAGCUUUCUGUGAGCCAGUUCUCUAGGAAGACCUGGACUUCAGGCCACAAAGUCACUUGUUAGAGACAACCUCCAGGUAUUCUAAGAACCUGCAGAAACAAAUGAAUUCUCAGCCCAGGAAAUUAAAAGUAUUAUUCUCUUUAUA